UGGAGUUUGACCUACAGGAAGGCUCUCCUGAAGCAGGCACCCAGGGCCGAGGGCCACCACUGUCCUUGGACGCGCUCUGCCGCACAGGAGAGAGCCCGGGGUCUCCCUGCUUAGAGUCUCCUCAGCCUGUUCCCACCCCUGCACGCCCUCUGUGGACCUUGAGGCAGUUGCUCCUGUACCUGGGACAAGGACCCAGAGGGCGAAUUCAGGACCAUGGAGAGCGGCGGCAGCCCUCAGCCUCCAACCUUGGAUCCCCUGGAGCCCUUUCCCCAGAAGAACUUGGAGCCAGGUGACAUCGCAGUGCUGGUCUUGUACUUCCUCUUUGUCCUAGCUGUUGGACUAUGGUCCACGGUGAAGACCAAAAGAGACACCGUGAAGGGCUACUUCCUGGCUGGAGGGGACAUGGUGUGGUGGCCGGUGGGGGCCUCUUUGUUUGCCAGCAACAUCGGGAGUGGACAUUUCAUCGGCUUGGCAGGGUCGGGAGCAUCGGUGGGCAUCUCUGUGACUGCUUAUGAGUUUAAUGGCUUAUUUUCAGUGCUGAUGUUGUCCUGGAUCUUCCUGCCCAUCUACAUCGCAGGCCAGGUCACCACGAUGCCCGAGUACCUGAGGAAGCGCUUUGGCGGCAACAGGAUCUCCAUCACCCUCGCCGUGCUCUACCUGUUCAUCUACAUCUUCACCAAGAUCUCCGUAGACAUGUACGCAGGGGCCAUCUUCAUUCAGCAGUCCUUGCACCUGGACCUGUACCUGGCCAUCGUCGGGCUGCUGGCCAUCACGGCUCUGUACACCGUGGCGGGUGGCCUGGCCGCUGUGAUCUACACGGACGCUCUGCAGACUGGGAUUAUGCUCGUAGGGGCUUUCACCUUGAUGGGCUACAGUUUUGCUGCGGUUGGCGGGAUGGACGGCCUGCAGGAGAAGUACUUCCUGGCCCUGGCUAGCAACCGCAGCGAGAACGGCAGCUGCGGGCUGCCCCGCGAGGACGCCUUCCACAUCUUCCGAGAUCCAGUGACGUCAGACCUGCCGUGGCCCGGGAUUCUGUUCGGCAUGUCCGUCCCGUCUCUGUGGUACUGGUGCACGGAUCAGGUGAUCGUCCAGCGCAGUCUGGCAGCCAAGAACCUGUCCCACGCCAAAGGAGGGUCCCUGGUGGCCGCCUACAUGAAGGUUCUCCCCCUUUUCCUGAUGGUGUUCCCGGGCAUGGUCAGCCGCGUCCUCUUUCCAGAUCAGGUGGCCUGCGCUCACCCCGAGAUCUGCCAGAAGGUCUGCAGCAACCCCUCGGGCUGCUCUGACAUCGCCUACCCCAAGCUCGUGCUAGAGCUCCUGCCCACAGGACUCCGUGGGCUCAUGAUGGCUGUGAUGGUGGCGGCUCUCAUGUCCUCCCUCACAUCCAUCUUUAACAGUGCCAGCACAAUCUUCACCAUGGACCUCUGGAAUCACAUCCGGCCGCGGGCCUCUGAGAGAGAGCUCAUGGUGGUGGGCAGGAUAUUCGUGCUCCUCCUGGUGCUCGUCUCCAUCCUCUGGAUCCCUGUGGUCCAGGCCAGCCAGGGAGGCCAGCUGUUCAUCUACAUCCAGUCCAUCAGCUCCUACCUGCAGCCGCCUGUGGCCGUGGUCUUCAUUAUGGGCUGCUUCUGGAAGCGGGCUAAUGAAAAGGGCGCCUUCUCGGGCCUGAUCUUGGGCCUGCUGCUGGGCCUGGUCAGAUUGGUCCUGGACUUCAUCUACGCUCAGCCUCGGUGUGACCAGCCAGACGAGCGCCCCGCGGUGGUGAAGUACAUCCACUACCUCUACUUCUCUAUGAUCCUGUCUGCCACCACCCUGGUCACUGUGGCCACCGUGAGCUGGUUCACAGAGCCGCCCUCUAAGGAGAUGGUCAGUCGCCUGACCUGGUUUACUCGUCACGACCCCAUGGUCCAGAAGGAGCAAGGGCCACCAGAAACCCCCGUGCCCCCUGCCGUCUCUCAGAACGGGACUGCAGAAACCCCCAGCGCCAGCAUCCAGUUUGAGAUUGUUCAAGAAAACAUGUCGAAAAGCCACAACUGUGACGCGACCACAAAACAGUCCAAAGUGGUGAAGGCCAUCUUGUGGCUCUGUGGGAUGGAGAAGCGGGGCAAAGAGGCACCCCCAGACAGAGCGGAACCUGUCCUCAUUUCCUUAGAGGAAAACCCCAGGGUGAAGACCUUUCUGGACGUCAACUGCAUCGUCUGCAUCACCUGCGCCAUCUUCCUCUGGGGCUACUUUGCUUAAUGUGAGGAUCCAAGGUGUCUGUGUUUUGUUUUCAACAAUAUUUUUUAAUGAAAGAAAUAAUAAUAAUCAAGCCUUUGUUUGUUU
Messenger RNA from Octodon degus (degu), 2319 nucleotides. It is a transcript of the gene Slc5a11, whose product is annotated as solute carrier family 5 member 11. Gene Ontology annotation, biological process: transmembrane transport. Gene Ontology annotation, molecular function: D-glucose:sodium symporter activity. Lineage: Eukaryota; Metazoa; Chordata; Mammalia; Rodentia; Octodontidae. Gene Ontology annotation, cellular component: plasma membrane. The record is from RefSeq and is a predicted model, not a curated record. The transcript is spliced from 16 exons. The coding region runs from base 214 to 2235 and encodes 673 amino acids.